This is a messenger RNA of Sclerotinia trifoliorum, 1184 nucleotides long. The record is from the annotation of a GenBank genome assembly. Lineage: Eukaryota; Fungi; Ascomycota; Leotiomycetes; Helotiales; Sclerotiniaceae.
AUCCAGAAUUGGAAUUGAGAAAUUUGUGUGACGACGACUCAAUUCAUUACUACCAGGAAAGUCUAGCAUUGAACAUCGAUCGUAGGCUUUUUGUACAAAUCCAGACGGAAGCUGAAAAAGAAUUAACCACAACCACUCCUCACAAAAAUGUCUCGUCCAGAAGAUACACUGUAAGAUUUCCCUCCUCUCAACAACAAUGCGACAACCGCCAUCCCCCCCUCCUAACACAUAUACAGCCCCCCAGACCUCCACUACAAUGACACCGAAGCGCGCAAAUACACGACCUCCUCCCGAAUCCAAAACAUCCAAGCCAGCAUGACCAACCGAGCCCUCGAACUCCUCGACCUAAAAACACCCUCUCUCCUCCUAGACAUCGGCUGCGGUUCCGGCCUCUCAGGGGAAAUCCUCUCCGCAGUCCCAGAAGAAGAAGGGGGACCCCACAUCUGGGUUGGAAUGGACAUCAGCGCAUCAAUGUUAGACAUAGCAUUACAGCGCGACGUCGAGGGCGAUUUAAUGUUAAGUGACAUAGGACAGGGCGUACCAUUUCGAGCGGGAAGUUUCGAUGCCGCGAUUAGUAUUAGUGCGAUUCAAUGGUUGUGUAAUGCGGAAAGUAGCGAAGUGUCUAGUACGGGUCGACUUUCGAGGUUUUUUGGUGGACUAUAUGCUUCGUUAAAAAGAGGUGGAAGAGCAGUUUGUCAAUUCUAUCCGAAGAAUGAUCAGCAGAGGACUAUGAUAACUGGGGCUGCUAUUAAGGCCGGCUUUGGAGCGGGAAUAUUGGAGGAUGAUCCGGGGACGAAAAAUGCUAAGUUGUAUUUGGUUUUGACGGUUGGAGGGGGGGAUGUGGAGACUAGCAACGGGGAUAUUACGGGGAUAGUUAAAGGGAUGGAUGGAGUGGAUGUAUUGGAUGCGAGGAAGAAGCAUAGAGAGAAGGGUAGAAAAGAGGUCAAGAAGGGUAGUAAGGCAUGGAUUUUGGGGAAGAAGGAACAAAUGGAGAGGAAAGGGAAGGUGGUCAAGAAUUCGAGUAAAUACACGGGUAGGAAAAGAAACAUUGCUUUUUAAAAGGUUUGGGAUGGGGAUAUUCGUGUGUAUAUAUGCACGCAAUGGCGUUAGGGAGAUGGGAUAUGGAGUGUUUAUUUAUGAUAUCAGUUUGAAGAACAUAUUUAUGUAAUAACAAACUCCAAUGA